ACUUCAGCUGACGUGGCCUUGUUAUUUUAUUUUUUUAUUUUGCUCAUUCUUCCUCGCAUUUUUCCCGUUACUAGACUACAGUCACUGAAGGAAAGGACAAUAGGUUCAUUAUGAACAGGAGUUAUAACCAGAGGAGCCCAGCUGUGAGGAGGUUAAUGAGAGAAGCUAUUGAAUUAAGGGAACCCUCUCCUCUUUAUCAUGCACAACCAAUGGAAGAUAAUUUGUUUGAAUGGCAUUUCACAAUACAAGGUCCACCUGGUACUGAUUAUGAGGGAGGACGCUAUCAUGGACGUAUCUUAUUACCACCAGAAUAUCCAAUGAAACCACCUUCCAUUGUUAUACUAACUCCUAAUGGAAGGUUUGAAUUAAAUCAGAAGAUUUGUUUAAGUGCUUCAGCCUAUCAUCCUGAGAUGUGGCAGGCCUCAUGGGGAAUUCGUACUAUGUUAUUGGCACUGGUUGGUUUCAUGCCAACUGAUGGUAAAGGUACUAUUGGUUCACUGGACUGUACACCUGAAGCAAGAAGACAAAUGGCUAUUAGGUCAUUAGAGUGGGUAUGUCCUACUUGUGGUGUUGCUAACAGGACAGCUUUACCUGAAGGAAGUGAAGAGGAGGCACGAGAUACUAAAAUUACUAAAGAAAUGGAAGACAUUGUAUCACAAAUGGCAAUCAAAUCUCAAGAAGAAGUUGAUGCUCAAUUUAAACAGCAAGUCCAGCGUCAAAGUGAAGCCUCACAUGUUCCCCAGCCCCGCCCUCCAUCAACCGACCAAUCAAAUCGAAGGAAUAUUGAUAUCAAAGAGUCACACGAUGAGUAUAAAGAUGAAGGAGGGACUGAGAUUAAUAAAGAAUCAUCAACUAGUGGAAUUAGAUAUCGUGGACAAGAAGAAACAGAUCAGCCUCUCCCUCCCCCUCCCUCCCUCUCUCCUCCUCCUCUUCCUCCAUCAGUCUCAAGGGUUGAUGGUAGUGUAAGGAGAGAAGUACAAAGAGGAUCAUCAAAUUAUAUGAUUUUAUUUCUUAUUAUUGUCAUUGUGUUAGUAAUAUUUUUGUUGGUUGCAAGGAGACUGAAUGGCAGUAAUCGUAAUGAAACUAGUCAUUAGUAGAUAGUUUAUAAUGCAAAUUACACAUUUUAUAUUGUGUCAUUUAUAUAAUAAUUGUUUAUUUAUUCAGUAAUCAGUGUCAUAAGGUUAUAGUA
Molecule: messenger RNA, 1189 nt
Organism: Amphimedon queenslandica
Lineage: Eukaryota; Metazoa; Porifera; Demospongiae; Haplosclerida; Niphatidae
Product: ubiquitin-conjugating enzyme E2 J1-like
Exons: 7
Coding region: 111-1094 (327 amino acids)
Source: RefSeq, a predicted model, not a curated record